This is a messenger RNA of Mesorhabditis belari, 819 nucleotides long. NCBI's taxonomy places the organism in Eukaryota, Metazoa, Nematoda, Chromadorea, Rhabditida, Rhabditidae. The record is from the annotation of a GenBank genome assembly.
AUGCCACCCGAGUCAUCGUUCAUCACGAAUCACAGGGGAUCGAUGGUUGUCGGAUUGAUGAAAGCGUCUUCUCCAAUCUCUUCGCCGAUCACCAUGGCCAGUCAUUUCGAUCACUCACAUCAUCUUCAACAAUCUCCACAACAACAAUAUGCUGUCACGAAGUGUAAAGAAGCGUUGAGAGAUCAUGAAGAGGAUGUGUCCGCGUUAGCCUAUCGAGGUGAAAAGCACAAAGUGGUCGUCUUGGGGAGUUCGGGAGUCGGCAAAACCUCACUAAUCUAUCGUCACAAAUUCGGUGAGAUCAACGUGCCGUUUAAUGCGACAAUUGGAGCCUCAUUUGUCACGUGUGAUAUGGACGUGAAAGGCGAGCAGAGUCAACUCCAAAUCUGGGACACCGCUGGGCAAGAGCGUUUCCGGAGUAUGGUACCAAUGUACAUGCGAAACGCAGCCGCUGCAAUUCUCGUUUAUGACAUCACGAAUCGAGCCUCUUUUGAAGACAUUGAUCGAUGGUAUUUGGAACUCUCGCGUAUUUGUGGCCAAGCAGAGCCGAUCAUUGUAUUAGUCGGGAAUAAAUCGGAUCUCGACGCGAAACGGCAAGUUAUGUAUGGAGAGGGAGUGACCAAAGCGCUCAAAAUGGGAGCCCGUUUUUAUGAGGCAUCGAUGUAUCAAGAGAAUGCGAUCGAGCAACUCUUGAACGAUCUCGUCGUCGAUAUUCGUUGUACGGACGACGGGGAAAUGUCUCGAGCUGAGACUGUCAUUUUGGGAGAUGAUGAGGAGAUGAAGGUAGACGAGCGUCGCCGUCUCUUCGGUUGUUGCUCGAUU